Molecule: messenger RNA, 479 nt
Organism: Symbiodinium natans
Lineage: Eukaryota; Dinophyceae; Suessiales; Symbiodiniaceae
Source: the annotation of a GenBank genome assembly
AUGGGAGGAGUGACGUCCAUCGCAGACUGCGUAGGUGAGCGCGAGCUGCCAAAGGCCCGGCGAUUUCCACCCAGCAAACUCCGGGGAGGCUUUGUGGAGUCCAUCCUGGAGUCAGACGCAUGCGGAUUCAAUACCCGAUGCGACUGCGCGGAAGCAAGUUUUUCCGAUGAGCGCCAGAAGUACCGAUCGACCAAGACUCGCCGCGAUGCACUCCUUGAGGAACUCUUUGCUGCGCACGACCUGAACAAGAACGGCCUGCUGGAGGAGCUGGAGCUAAUCCAGUUGAACAAGAAGAUUGUGCUGCUUCACUAUGGUCGAAACGCGGAUAUGGAGGCGGUCAAGAAAAAAUACCAGGAUAUCUUUCGCCGAAAUCUCAGCGCCACUGGGGAGCCGAUUAACUUUCCCAUUUUCCGCGACUACAUUCAUCAGGUUCUGAACUCCAUCGAUCCAGAUCCUACCGCCCAAGAGAUGAUAUUGGA